AUGUGGAACUGCUGGAAGUAUAAAUUCAGCAAGAAAAUUAAAACUCCGAAAAAGUACGGAAGCUACAAAAUAUGGGCUUACAGUUUGCUAGAAUAUACAUGUGGGACUGUGCCUGAUAACGCGAAGGGAAUGGUGCUGGGAACCGUGGAUGUUGGGAAUGUAGAUGAAUGCCAAAACAGUCCUUGUAAGAACGGUGGAUCGUGCACUAAUAGUGAUGGAGGAUUCAGCUCAAGUUGUGUUGCAGGAUGGGCUGGAAAAGAUUGCGGUGAAGAUGUAGAUGAAUGCCAAAACACGCCUUGUAAGAAUGGUGGAUCGUGCACUAACAGUGAUGGAGGAUUCAGCUGCAGUUGUGUUGCAGGAUCGUCUGGAAAAGUUUGCGGUGAAGACAUCGAUGAAUGCCAAACAAACCCUUGUCAGAAUGGAGGAACCUAUAAAAAUAACGACGGAGCUUACACGUGCAAGUGUGAUGCUGGAUAUGGUGGAAAGCAAUGCGAAGCAGUGGUACUCCUUUCUUUUACACUCUGCAUCAGAAGUAAGUUUGAUUUGUGUGCUUUUGCUUUAGUUCUGGACCAGUGCAAACAAAGUCCGUGCCAAAAUGGAGGAAAAUGUAAUAACAAGCAAGGAGGAUAUACAUGUAGUUGUCUUUCACAAUGGACUGGAAAGGACUGCGAUGAAGACGUAAAUGAGUGUGAAAACAGCCUGUGUAAAAAUGGAGCUAGUUGUGUAAACUCGCCAGGUGGAUAUAGCUGUCAGUGCGCUGCUGGUUGGACUAGGGAUGGAUGUGAUCAAGACGUGGACGAAUGUCAAAAUAAUUCUUGUCAGAAUGAUGGAAUUUGCACCAACACCGUGGGAGAUUUUACGUGUCAGUGCGCAGACCAAUGGACUGGAAAGACCUGUGACAAGGAUGUAAACGAAUGCGAACUUUUCCCAUGCCAAAACGGCGGUUCAUGCCGUAACACAGCAGGUGGCUAUGUGUGCGAGUGCAUGCCGGGAUGGGAAGGAAAAGACUGUGAACAUGUUGAGUCCAGCUGUUGAGUAACGAAGAAUCGCGGAAUUUUAAAUUUCAUUAUCAAACAGAGAUCAAUGAUUUUGAGUAUAGAUUUUUCCGAAUCGGUAAAAAUGUCCAAAAAAAUGACAUAAGCGUAACUUAUAUGUACACUCCAAGCCUAAUAUGGAACACAUUCGAUGGACUACCAGUUGACUUUCAAGAUCAGUAUGUAAGUAAACAUUUACCUCGCUAGGUUGUUCAAAACGCCGACAAGAGUUAAGAAGACAGACGACAAGAUAAACCAAAAGUACACUCACUGCAAAGUAUAGGAGUAAUUUACACUUUGAUCAGAGCAACCAAAGUCUGGUAUAAAUACGAUCCUGUGGUAUAAUACAUAAAAACACACGCUUUGUCGCUAGGGUCUGUUAAGUUCGGUAACUUUACUACUUCCAAGACAAUAAAUUGAUUUAAAAAAUUA
Molecule: messenger RNA, 1466 nt
Organism: Orbicella faveolata
Lineage: Eukaryota; Metazoa; Cnidaria; Anthozoa; Scleractinia; Merulinidae
Product: fibropellin-3-like
Source: RefSeq, a predicted model, not a curated record